AACUGUAGUCCUGAGUCAGUGUAGCAGACUGUUAACUACAUUAACUACAGUCCAAAUCUAUUCUCAAAUUUCCCGUUCUAACUCCGUAAUUUCAUGGAACCCCAGGGCAUUGAUGAGAAACCGUCCCCAGCUGCACAGAGUGGCCUCCAAUCAAGGAGAACACCAUCCAGAAGCAGGCCAGGACAAAGUGGGCAGAUUCGAGGAGGGGAGAGGGGCAGGAAGAGUGGUCACUGGAACUUCAGGAACAUGUUUAACUCGACCAAGAGAGCGAGAGAGAGAAGAGAAGGAGUAUGUGCUGUCCCCAGAAAGCUGGCUGGAAGAACAUAUUAUUAGUCUUAUGUUUUAAAGAAAUAAUCUUUAAGAAAUUCCAUGUAGGAAAUUUUAUGUAUUCAACUUCUAUUAUAUACAUGAGGUGUGGUCUAAAGAACCACACAAGAGUCUAACAAAAAUCUCUAUUUGUUCUGGUUUAGUUUAAAAAAAAAGGGAAAUAGUUAUUAUUCAAGAAAUUUGUUUUUACCUGGUGAAUACUAUAAAUAGGUUUUUCAUAAGUUAUACAUGUGUAAUCAGUUUUUAAAUUAAAAAGUGAGUCUUGUUUAUUAAAAAACAUUUGACUGUGUGUAAACAAAAAAAUAAAACACACUUUAACAGUCUAUUAGCUAUAAGCAGCUGUAGGACCAAUUUGCAUACCAUGGUCACACAAUGUCCUAAAGACCGAUUUGUUGAAAAUCUGUGACGAGUGGUGGCCAAAACCCUCCCUAAAGAGCAGCCAAUGUAUGACUCAGGUACACUUACAUUAUUUAACCUGGGUUAUCCUGGAUUACCUGUGUGAGGACCUGUUUUGUACGCAAACAGACUUUGACAAAAUAACUAUUAUAAAAUAACAAUGGGUAAAAUGGUCACAGAAAUAUCAGCAUUUCUUGUAGCCACAGCUGGAUGGGUGCUGGUGUCUUCCACUUUACCAACAGACUACUGGAAAGUGUCUUCAAAUGAUGGCACAGUAAUUACUACAGCUACCUUCUGGUGUAACCUCUGGAAGAUUUGCGUGACCGAUUCUACUGGAGUUUCCAACUGCAAAGACUUUCCUUCCAUGCUCGCGUUAGACGGUUACAUCCAGGUGUGCAGAGGACUGAUGAUCUCAGCUGUGUGUCUUGGUUUCUUUGCAACUGCCUGUGCUCUGGUGGGAAUGAAGUGUACCAAAAUUGGAGGAAGUGAUCAACUUAAAGCUCGAAUUGCAUGCUUUUCUGGACUUCAGUAUUUUCUUGGUGGUCUCUGCUCUUUGACUGCCUGCUCUCUGUAUGCCAACAGGAUCAUGUCUGAAUUUUUUGACCCCAUGUUUGUGGACCAGAAGUAUGAAUUGGGGGCAGCAUUAUUCAUAGGUUGGGCAGGAUCUGCCCUGUGCAUUCUGGGAGGGAUUGUUUUCUUCUCAUCACUGUUUGAUGGUAAUAGCAAAAGCUCGAAUGAGAGGAAUCGAUAUGUCUAUAGUGCAACCUCUUAUGUUUCUAAACCUGAGAAGAAACAAAUCCAUUCAACAAAUGUCAGGAGGUCCCCAACAGAAGACAGCAGCACCUCAAAAAACUUUGAUAAAAAUGCCUAUGUGUGAUACACACACACAAAAAAAAAACCCACAUUUCUUCCGUCAAAGACAAUCUACUAAAGAGUUGAUAUAACAGGAAAACCAGUGGGAUCAUCCCCAAACCUAAGUUUUUAGAGAAGAAAUCGUAACAAGUGUAAAAGAUUCAAGACAAUGGGCAAUCUUUUCAGAAGUGGACGUCCUUCAUUUUCACAUGACUAGUAACAUUGAUCAUUAAAAAAAAUAUUUUUUUGGGAGGAAUACUUAAGACAGAUUUAAAAACUAAAUUAUUUGAAAAAUUAUUUUGUCUGACAAUUUACUUAUAGAAAUUAUUAUUAAUUUUUGCAAAGCAUAGAUUACAUUUGAAGCAUGUACCCUGUUUAUUCAUGGAGUUGCAGAUUUUAACCCAGAUUUAUUUUUUGUUUUUAUUUUUUUGAACUAAAUUCAUAUUUAACAUUUUAUCUUGUCAAAUGUUCUGCCAAAAGUGGCUGUUAUGGUUGUAGUGUAAAAUGCUUUUGGGAAAAGUUUGAAUAGAAGAAAUUGGACUGUCAAAGAACUAUGAAAGUUUAUGAACAAGAGUAUAUGUAAACAAACACAGAUAUUAUAUUUCCCAUUUAAAAUGUAGAGGUAACACUACAUGAAAGGCUCUAUUUUAAUAUUGCUUUUAUGAUGUUAAUAAGUUAUCAGCUACCACUCAUUCAUAUAUUUAGUUGACAAUUCAUCAAAUAUAAUUAUUACUUAGUUUUAGAUUAAGUAUUUUGUCAUGGAUUAAUGAGUAGCUGAAAUUUAAUUACAUCAGUAUGCGAUCAAAGUAUGACAAACCUUUUAUUUGUGUAUUGAAUCUUUCAGAAUUAAAAUAAUAUAUUUUUGGGUUAUUUUUUUUGUUUUCUUUAAAAUCAUUUGCUAAGUCAUUUGUGUAUGAAAACUAUUUUGCUUGGAAGAACUUUUGUACAAAAUUAUUAAAGUUUUUAAUUGCUGAAUUAAUAAUAAAUUAUGUUUUACUCUAAUAAUACUGUAUAUAAUGUAGUGAUAUUUGGAGUGAAAACAGAGUAGUCAACACCAGCUCAGUGUCAGAGUGCCAACAUCCGCAAAACAAAUUAAAAGCUCUCUCAAGCUUGAGUCUGGCCUGUGAAUGAUUUGUAACCUGUUUCCUACAUGUUAAAAAACACUUGAUCAAUAGACCGUAAACUUUAGGUUUAUAUGUUCCAUUCAUUUAUUUUCCAUCUGUUUUUUAUUAACUUUUCGUAACUUGUAAAGUAGCUUAAAUAUGCAUUCUCAUAAGUCAAUGUGCAGUCAGUGGCGUGCAGUGUGAAAACAAACAAAAGAGCUUUUUACUGAAAUUGUCAUAAACUUGUAAUAAUCUUUUGGGAAUUUAUUACUCCAAAGCAAUAUAUUAUUUCUUUUCGAUGUAUAAUAUAUUAGUAACUGAUG
Molecule: messenger RNA, 3001 nt
Organism: Silurus meridionalis
Lineage: Eukaryota; Metazoa; Chordata; Actinopteri; Siluriformes; Siluridae
Product: claudin-10-like
Exons: 5
Coding region: 884-1600 (238 amino acids)
Biological process (GO): cell adhesion; bicellular tight junction assembly
Cellular component (GO): bicellular tight junction; plasma membrane
Molecular function (GO): structural molecule activity
Source: RefSeq, a predicted model, not a curated record